Nothobranchius furzeri (turquoise killifish) is the source of this 1956-nucleotide messenger RNA. It is a transcript of the gene fbxo25, whose product is annotated as F-box protein 25. Gene Ontology annotation, biological process: protein ubiquitination. The record is from RefSeq and is a predicted model, not a curated record. NCBI's taxonomy places the organism in Eukaryota, Metazoa, Chordata, Actinopteri, Cyprinodontiformes, Nothobranchiidae. Gene Ontology annotation, cellular component: SCF ubiquitin ligase complex; nucleus; cytoplasm. Gene Ontology annotation, molecular function: protein binding.
UCGUCCAAUCAGAGAGCAGCAGGGGGCGUGAACCGUUUCUUCUGUAUUUACUUCCGUCAAUACCUCUCCAGCAGGGCUCCAAAGAGAAACGGGCAACAAAGGAGCCGUGGUCGACCGUUCAGUCCUUCAGGUGUUUGAAGGGACUGCAGCUCUCUCUCCCCCAGGUUAAAAUGCCUUUCUUAGGCAAAGACUGGAGGUCGCCUGGGUGGAGUUGGACAAAGACAGAGCAUGGCUGGGAGAGGCUUGUGUUCUUUGGACACGAGCUGGAGGACAACAAGGAGAUAAAGCUGAAAGAGUUCUGCAGCGACAACAAUGAAAACCUGUUUGUCGGAGAGGUGCGUGAGCUCGCCAACACCAAGAGGAAAAAGGACUUGUACAACAACAACACCAGGUCCCAGUUUGUUUUCACUGAUAAAUGGAUCUACGUGCAGAAAGGGAGCACAAAGGAACGACACGGCUACUGCACGCUUGGAGAAGCGCUUAACCGGCUAGACUUUUCCAGCGCCAUUCAAGACUUGAGAAGAUUCAAUUACGUUGCAAAGCUUUUUCAGCUGAUAGCCAGGUCUCAGCUGACGUCUUUGAGCGGAGCUGCUCAGAAAAACUAUUUCAAUAUUCUGGAGAAGAUUGUGCGAAAGGUCCUAGAGGACCACUACAAUCCUCGUCUUGUCAAAGAGCUUCUGCAGGACCUGAGCUCCACGCUUCAUAGUCUGACUGUCCAGUUUGGCAGAUGUGUCCUCGUGGGCAACGUGAACAUCUGGCUGUGCCGCUUGGAGACUAUUGUUAAGUGGCAGCAGGAGCUCAGCAACAUGCAGAUCCCUAAGCAAAUGUGCACGGGCAUGACGUUCAACGACUUGCCGCUGCACAUGCAGAGCAAGAUCCUCUGCAAGUUAUCUGAUGCUUGUGACAUCAUUAACCUGGGACAGGCCACACCCACACUGCACAUCCUCAGCGAGAACAGGACGCUGUGGAAGAAACUCUGCUACUUCCAUUUCUCAGACAAGCCGUUAUGCAGGAACUUGGUUUUAGCAAACCAUGACAAUGUGGACUGGAAGCUGGUGUACUUCACCCUGCAGAAACAUUACCCCAUGAAGGAGCAGUACGGUGACACACUGCACUUCUGCAAGCACUGUAGCAUCCUCUUCUGGAAGGACCGCCAUGUGGCUUUAUUAUUCAAGGACUUCGGCCACCCGUGCACAGCCAACGAUCCAGACAGCUGCCUGAUGCCCAUUUCUCCUCAGCACUUCAUUGACCUCUUCAAAUUUUAAACCCUUCGUGACGCUCCAGAGGCAAAGUUUACCUUAAAUCCCACAUCAAGCCUGUGUGCAGAUGUCGUUUACUCAAAUAUAAAGGGCUUUAAUUGAACAAAAGGCAUUUUUUAAAAUGCCUUUACUUUAAAAUGCACACAUCUAAAUAUUUUCAUGAAGAGAGAGCUUUUCUGCUCAUUUUGAACACACAGGGAAUAUAACAGGAUUGUGUUUUCUUCCACACAAGACAGAGAAAAAAAACUUCCAAGAGAGGGAAAGAUAUGUAAAUAAUAUUAUUUUAUAAGUAUAUGACAUGUUUUAGCAUGUUUGUAAUAGAUGGGUGAUAAUUGGUGGGAUGUAAUUUGUUAAAAGAAGAGAAAUAUUAUUAAAAGAUGGAGUUUGUUAAUGUACCUGAUCAUGGUGGCAUUUUACUGCAGCAACUGCAGCUGUUUGUCACUCCGUUUACAAUCCGUGUGUUGUCCUUUGUUAGUUCCUGUUGUGCUGUUUACGUCUAAAGAGUCAACUAAACUUCGAUGUAAAGCUGUCUGCUCUACUUUUUUUUUUUUUACUUGCAGACUGACAGGAAUCUGAAAAGAUUUUGUAGCCCUCUUCCAAUUUUCGUAAUAUCCCUUUACUGUUACUUUUCCUGGUGGUACUACGAUGAAUUGUAUUGGGCAUAAACUAGCUGCAAAAUAAAUACCUCUAAAAGUGA